Messenger RNA from Dothidotthia symphoricarpi CBS 119687, 821 nucleotides. RefSeq lists its product as uncharacterized. The coding region runs from base 1 to 474 and encodes 157 amino acids. The record is from RefSeq and is a predicted model, not a curated record. The transcript is spliced from 5 exons. NCBI's taxonomy places the organism in Eukaryota, Fungi, Ascomycota, Dothideomycetes, Pleosporales, Dothidotthiaceae.
AUGACAUGCUCACAUGAGACUUACUUUUCUCGACUUCACCUCGGCUUCGCUGUCACUCCCCUCACCGCUGUUGAGUCGACCCGGAACUCAAACGCCGGCCUCCGUAGCGCGCCCACAGGUGGUACAAAUACCCAUCAUCUCGCUCCCUCACUUCUUUUCUCCUUCAUCAACACCACCUCACACUCAGCCGCUCCUUCGGGAGUGCUGAACUUACGAACUCUGGAGGCCGCCCCGGCCCCUGGCCACGAGGGUGGCUACUCAGCCUGCGGGCUGGAGGUGGUUGACCCAUCCGAGAGGGUCAACCACCAAUCAAACAUGCUUCUCAGUUGUGGCCGCAUUGUGGCCACGCACAUUGGCCUGUGGGGGCUGACUCUUGCAUAUCAAUCCGGCAAGAGUCAGCCUCCACAAGAACACCCCGACGUUCUAACAAAGCCAGAGCUGCGCGGACGGCACCCAGCCCAUGGCAGAACAUGAGCUCAGAUUUCCUAUGGCGUGGGCUGGGUGGCCUUCGCAAGCAUGACCGAGAUCUCCCCUCCCAGGCGAUGACCUCUCCCUUCUGCCGGUGUCGCUUGCAGCAUCACAACCAACCACACCAGGGACUCGGAGCCGCCAGCGGGCGCGGCCAACCACCUCAGGUUCUGUUGCCUGGAGCACGUCAAGACAAACCACGUCGCUUUCUCUGACAAAUCCUUACCGGAAGCAACCCUUCAUACACUACCCGACUUUCAAAUCCGACAGCGCAAGUACAAAGACUUUGGGAUCUUCGGGAAUAGAACUGGAAUAUAUAUUGGCGGCACAAGGACUUAUAUCAAUCCAAGCUU